Dentiscutata erythropus is the source of this 572-nucleotide messenger RNA. NCBI's taxonomy places the organism in Eukaryota, Fungi, Glomeromycota, Glomeromycetes, Diversisporales, Gigasporaceae. The record is from the annotation of a GenBank genome assembly.
AAGAAGAUUUUAUUAAAUGUUUAGCUUCAACUUAUUUAGGGGAAUUUCAUUUACCCGGAGUUGAAUUAAGAAAAAAAGGAUUAAAUCGAAUUGGUAAUUUAAUAGUUCCAAAUGAUAAUUAUUGUAAAUUUGAAGAUUGGAUUGUUCCAAUUUUAGAUCAAUUAUUAAAAGAACAAAAGGAUGAGGGAACAAUAUGGUCACCAUCAAAAAUUAUUGAUAGAUUAGGUAAAGAAAUAAAUAAUCCUGAAUCUAUAUAUUACUGGGCACACAAAAAUAAAAUACCAGUAUAUUGUCCUGCCAUAACAGAUGGAUCAAUAGGAGAUAUGAUCUAUUUUCAUUCUUUCAGGAAUCCUGGACUUUUAUUAGAUAUUGUUUCUGAUAUUAGAUCUAUAAAUGAUCAAGCUGUAUUUGCUAGGAAAACUGGAAUGAUUAUAUUAGGAGGUGGUAGAAAUGGAGCAGAUUAUGCAGUAUAUAUAAAUACUGGACAUGAAUUUGAUGGAAGUGAUUCAGGAGCGAGACCUGAUGAAGCAGUUAGUUGGGGUAAAAUUAAAAUGAAUGCUGAUUCAGUUAAA